Mesitornis unicolor (brown roatelo) is the source of this 1200-nucleotide messenger RNA. RefSeq names its product family with sequence similarity 169, member B (gene FAM169B). The record is from RefSeq and is a predicted model, not a curated record. NCBI's taxonomy places the organism in Eukaryota, Metazoa, Chordata, Aves, Mesitornithiformes, Mesitornithidae.
AUGGCGGGCUCCUUGCCGCCAGGCUUUGCAGAAGCGGCCAAAACGCCGCAAAACUCUCGGGCUUUUCCAGGAAAACUUUGCUCGGUCGCCUGCGGUCAUGACCGGGCGAGCCCCGGCUCUUCAUUGCCAUGCUCCCAGCGCCCUGCUUUCACGGGAUCGCCUGAGGGAGAUGGUCACCUUUACUUGGUAGAUACGUUAGCAGGAGAUCCAGAGGUUCUGCAAGUAGAUGCUGAAAUGUACUAUGAAAAACUCUUGAAGAAAUCACCAUCUACUGCUGAUGUUUUCUCGAUCCCUGGAGGAGAAGAGGUUAAACUUGAAGAUUCCUGUGUCUGUUUUGUCCCUCUCUACCGAAAUAAUCCUACUUGCAAAGUGUUGCUGUUAACUGAUCCAAAGGAUAAAGAGACAGUUUUGGCAGUUUAUUUGAACCAGCGUUGGUGGCCUGUUGAAGAUGUAGUAAAGACUGCUGACCCUUCUAGAGAUGGGCUAAUUUCGGUCCAGACAUUUGGAGAAAGGAUUGUCCUCUUUGUUCUGAACUACAUUAUUUUUGGAAUGCUGGAAGGGAGUUCAGCUAAUGAUGCAUUCUUUCUACCUCACUCUGCCACCGAGUGUGCCAAGAUACUCUGGAGAAAUGGCGAGGCUGUUGCCUUUUACUCGGUCAAGAUGAAAGGGAGCCUAUGUGAUGGUUCAACCAGUCAAUGUUACUUGCUGCCAGUUUUGGAUACUAUAUUUGUCCGGAGAAAGUACAGAAGAGGUGGCCUAGGGAUGAAAAUGCUGCAGGAUUUCUGUCAGUCUUUCAUGGCUGAGGAUGCCUUGGGGAUCAGCUGCCCUAUUUCUGCUGCCAUGUAUCAAGUUUGCCAGAAAUUCUUGCAGACUUAUCCUGAGGAGCAGAAGCGACUGUGGGAGGUGGAAGUACCAGGAGAUUGGAGCCAGCGAGUGAAUAUCUGGUUAAAAAUUCAGAUGGAGUCAUCCUCUUCAGGAAGGUGUUGGGAUACAUUCCUGGUGUUGGGAGAGUGGCAGGAGCUACCACAGAGAAAAAAAGAUGACACAGCAGCAGCAGGGGCUCUAAACUCGGGUCCUGAAGAAGAGGACUUAGAACAAGGUGCAGGCAAUACUCAGCAAUGCCAAGGAUUCAGGAAAACUGCAGGCCCUCAGGGCUUAGUUGGAAACAAGGCCAUCAAACAAUUCAGAAUUAUACUAUAA